Molecule: messenger RNA, 1797 nt
Organism: Lodderomyces parapsilosis
Lineage: Eukaryota; Fungi; Ascomycota; Pichiomycetes; Serinales; Debaryomycetaceae
Exons: 1
Coding region: 1-1797 (598 amino acids)
Biological process (GO): resolution of meiotic recombination intermediates; DNA catabolic process; double-strand break repair via break-induced replication
Cellular component (GO): nucleus; Holliday junction resolvase complex
Molecular function (GO): DNA binding; 3'-flap endonuclease activity; crossover junction DNA endonuclease activity
Source: RefSeq, a predicted model, not a curated record
AUGUCAGACGAAAGACCAGAGGAUUUCAAGCAAUGCAUUAUUCAAUGGAUAGAAGCUGAUGCGAUUGAAGCAACCAGGAAUGGUUCGAAAAUGGCUGUGUUGUAUAACAAAAUGUUGGGCCAGCUCAGACGCAUAAAAGAGCCAAUCACAGAUACCAAGACACUCAAACAGACAAAAUAUAUUGGUGUCAAAACCGCCGUGAUUCUAAGUAACAGAGUCAUCCAGCUUUGCAAAGCUAACGGUUGGGAACCACCGGUUGGAUUCAUGGAUGAAGCUGAAGCUCAUAAACGAGCUUUGAACAAGGUGGAUCAAUUGGAGGAAGAAAAAGAAGAAGAAGGAGAGACGCGACCAGCUAAAAGAGCACGCACGGCCAGUAGCUAUGUUCCGAAGCAUAGAUCGGGGGCAUUUGCCAUAAUGGUGACUUUGCACUUGAAGGAUCGUGAAGGUACAGGUAUGACUAGAGAGCAGAUUUCCCAACAUGCAGCGCAAUAUAGUGACAAAGCGUUCAGUACAACAGCGACAUCAACAUAUUCAGCAUGGGAUUCUAUGAAAACGUUGAUAAAGAAAGAAUUAGUUUAUGUUACAGGGCGAUCGCCAAAGAUGUACUAUCUAACUGACGAGGGAAAGGAGUUGGCGUCAAAGUUGAAAACUGCUGUGAAUAUUGAAUCUCCGCCCACACAAACCACCGCUGUCGCCAAUAGUUCCUUUGACAAUGGAGUCAGGUUUGAGUCGAGUUUCGAGAAAUCAUCCCCCAUUUUGAAUAGGAGUGUCAAUCUACAGCCUUCUCGUCAAUCAUCGUCCAGGACACAUAAUCCUGCUCACAAUUCAAGACUGGUCUCAGGAGUGUUUUCGUCUACAAAUUUUAUUCACGAUUCUCAAAACAGAGUUUAUGAUGGAACCCCGUAUGAAAUAUGGACCAAAGAUGAAUAUGAAGUGCUUAUAUACAUUGAUAAUCGGGAGAUUAGAGCUAAAGAAGAGCGCGAUUUCUUCCGAAGACAGCUUGAGCUUGCUGGCCUUAAAUGUGAUGUCAAGGCUUUAUCAUGCGGUGACGUUACUUGGGUUGCAAGGCAUUUACGUACUGGCAGGGAGGCAGUUUUGAAUUACCUUUGCGAGAGGAAAAGAAUUGAUGAUUUGAGUGACUCCAUCAAGGAUGGCAGAUUUCAAGAACAAAAAAAUAGGAUGAAGAGAUCAGGUAUGACGCAUUGUUUUUACUUGGUGGAAGAGGUUAGCAUGGUGAAGGAGCGUGCCUAUGCCAUUAUGGAUUCGAUACAAACCGGUAUUGCUCAGACCAUUACUAAUGCUCGCAUAUAUCUACGAAGAUUUAAAGACAUUGACGAGACAACUGAGUUCCUAGCGUCUCUUACGGGUGUCAUCAAGGACAUUCAUGCUCAUAAAAAUUUGGUUGUUCUUCGACCUAGGGACAUUUGCAAUCAGGACCACUACAAUGAAUUGUUGAUGAAUUUUCGUGGAAAGUUUGAAACAAGAGCAAAUUACGAAUGUUGUCACUUAUUUUCCAGUUUUCAAGAAAUGAUGGGAAAGACAACACAAAUGACUGUGAAGGAACUUUUCAUACUAAUGUUGAUGACGAUCAAGGGCUGUUCUUUGGAGAAGGCAAUUGUCGUACAAAAUCGGUUCUCCACUCCAAAAAAAUUGCUUGAUUAUUACCACCAGCAAAAUGCUCAUACUCCGUUGGAGGCAAAGAAACAAUUAAUGGUAGAGGAGUUUAAAACGCAAGUGGGGAACAAGAAAAUUGGGAAAGUGUUGCUGGAGAAAAUUUAUGAUAUAUGGGGGACAUAA